GGUGUGGGCGGGGCUGCGGGCCCCGGCCGGGCCCUGUGAGGCGCGGCUCCAGGGUCGCCCGGUCGCCGGGCUCGGGGACCGUGUGCUGGAAGCAGGGACCCGCAGCGGCCUCGCGGGGCCGGGGCGGCGCGGCCGGGGUGCAGGUGGGUCUCGGAGUGGGAGGGGCCGCGGGAGGCCCUGGCGGGCGGCCUGUAGCCAUCAGACGCGGGGGCGGGGUGCGGGGGUACCCUCACUCGGCUGACCUGGCCGGUCCGGGCCCUGGGGGCGCGGAAGGUCUUGCCCCUCCCCGCUGCGACGAAGGCUCUCGUGGCACGUUGGCGCGCUGUCCCGGGGGUCCGCGGCUGGGGCGCGGGCGCAGGACAGCUGGCCCGGCAUCUGCGUCUGGGUGGGGUAGCGCCACAGUCCCCGCUCGGAGGCGGCCGUGCAGCGGGGUCUGGCGGUGCCCGCGCAGCGGGGCCGUGUGCCCGGCCGGCCCCGCGUGAGCCGCUUCCCAUCCGCGACCCUGGGACCCUGAGGAGUCGGUGCCGGGCUCCCCGCGCGCCCCCACAGCACACGCUGGCCCCGCGCCGCAGGCCGCAGCCAUGGACGCGGGCCGCACGGAGAACCUGUCGGUGGUGUACCAGAGCCAGGACUUCCUGGUGGUGAACAAGCACUGGGACCUGCGCAUCGACAGCCGGAUGUGGCGCGAGACGCCCACCCUGCAGAAGCAGCUGCGCCACCGCUUCCCCGAGCUCGCGGAUCCUGACACCUGCUACGGGUUCAGAUUCUGCCACCAGCUGGACUUCUCCACCAGCGGGGCGCUCUGCGUGGCCCUGAACAAGGCGGCAGCCGGCCGCGCUUACAAGUGCUUCAAGGAGCGGCGAGUCACCAAGGCCUAUCUGGCUCUGGUGCGGGGACACGUGCAGGAGAACCAGAUGACCAUCAGCUACGCCAUCGGCAGGAACAGCACCGAGGGUCGUGCUCACACCAUGUGCAUUGAGGGCACUCAGGGUACGCAGGGCUGUGAGAACCCGAAACCGAGCCUGACAGAGCUGGAGGUCCUGGAGCACGGGCUGUAUGCUGGCGCCCCUGUUUCCAAAGUGCUGUUGCGGCCCCUCACAGGCCGGACACACCAGCUGCGUGUGCACUGCAGUGCCCUCAGCCAUCCCGUCGUGGGGGACCUGACCUACGGGCAGGCGUUGGACCAAGAAGACCAGCCCUUCCGCAUGAUGCUGCACGCCUUUUAUCUGCGUAUCCCCACGCACACGGAGCGCGUGGAGGCCUGCACACCAGACCCCUUCGUGCCGGCCCUCGACGCCUGCUGGAGCCCCCACACCCUGGUGCAGUCUCUGGACCAGCUCGUCCAGGUCCUGAGGACUGCUCCCGACCCUGGUCCCACAGAAGGGAGCCCUGCGCCCUGCAGCACUCCCACGCCCCCCAGCAAGCCCCCCGAGACAGAGGCACAGCGGGCCUCCUGCCUGCAGUGGCUGUCGGAGUGGACUCUGGAGCCUGACAACUGAGAGCAGCAGGCUGGGCGGGAGUGGCAGGCUGGGCCCACGAGGGGGAUGGGGGCUGCCGGGGAGAGCCCUGGGCCCAUCCUGGGUAGGGGCUGUCCCUGUGUGCGGCCGCUGUGGGUGGAGCCUGAGGCCCCCACUGCGGAGACCAGACCCGGAGAGACGGGCAGGGCCAGCAGGGGGCGCCAGGCCGCCGGGAGUUUGGAGGUGGGCCCUCCCUGAGCACCUGCCCUCCUCUGGGAGGGGAAACCAAGGCCUGCCUUCCCGGCUCCCAAGCUUUGCUUCUCCGGGUUUGUUUUAUGGAUCUGCCCAGGGUCGCUGUCUCAGAGACAGAGCCCACGGUCAGGCCUCGCCUCCUCCUGGCCCUGGGCCUCUGAGCACCCUGCUCCGCAGCGCGCUCCUCAGACCUCCUGUGUCGGUCGGCCGCUCCCGGCUGGGUCCUCCCUACCUGCGGCCCGGAUUCACCUGCCCAGCCAGUGCUGCCUCGUGCCUUUGCUCUUACCAGACUCUGCUUGUGGGCCCCCGCCUCCCCAUCCACGCGGCACCUGGGGGAGGGUCUGAGCCGCGCCCCUGGGUCCUCUCCCAGGCCCUCAGGCUUCAGCUGGGAGCAGGGGUGGCUAGCACCCAUCUUUUCCAUCCCGAAUGUCCUGUCCGUGUCAGCCUAGUUGUAGCUGAGCUACAGGGCUUCAGAAUAAAUACUCAGUGACUGAC
Enhydra lutris kenyoni (northern sea otter) is the source of this 2204-nucleotide messenger RNA. It is a transcript of the gene RPUSD1, whose product is annotated as RNA pseudouridylate synthase domain containing 1. Gene Ontology annotation, molecular function: pseudouridine synthase activity; RNA binding. The transcript is spliced from 5 exons. The record is from RefSeq and is a predicted model, not a curated record. NCBI's taxonomy places the organism in Eukaryota, Metazoa, Chordata, Mammalia, Carnivora, Mustelidae. Bases 582 to 1499 code for a protein of 305 amino acids. Gene Ontology annotation, biological process: pseudouridine synthesis.